This is a messenger RNA of Blepharisma stoltei, 2436 nucleotides long. The record is from the annotation of a GenBank genome assembly. Lineage: Eukaryota; Ciliophora; Heterotrichea; Heterotrichida; Blepharismidae.
AUGCAAUUUCUCCAAGCCUUCACUAAAAAACAAGAUCCUGUCCAAGAAAACGAUAAAAAACCUGAAGUCUUGUUUGAGGAAGAAGGAGAAACCGCAUGGGACAUGCUACUAGAAAACGAUGAAACUGAGGAAUUUUUAAAAAAGGUAAAAAAUAUAUAGCAAAGAAAAAUGCAAGACAAAAGAACCCUGCCUACGAUUGACCACUCUCAGAUACAGUACGAACCUUUUAGGAAAGACUUGUAUAUACCUUGUAAAGAACUAACCAAUCUUGAGUACGAAGAAUUGCAACAAAUGCGAGAAGAUGUCGGAGAUAUAAAGGUCAGAGGCAAAAGAUGCCCAGCACCAAUACUUAAUUGGUAUCAGUGCGGGUUAAGUGACAAAAUGUUAGGGGUACUGGAUAAAAAACAGUUUAAAGGCCCAUUCGCUAUACAAUCUCAAGUAAUUACUAUAUAGGCAAUCCCAGCAAUAAUGGCAGGCCGAGAUGUAAUAGGAAUUGCAGAAACAGGCUCAGGCAAAACUUUAGCUUAUUUAUUACCUAUGUUCCGUCAUAUUUUAGACCAAAGACCUCUACAAGAUGGUGAUGGUCCAAUAGCUUUAAUUUUAGCUCCUACCAGGGAGCUGGCUUUCCAGAUCUACGCUGAGGCAAAAUCAUUCUGCAAACACCUCAAUUUACGCUGUGUAUGUGUAUAUGGAGGCUCAGGGGUUUCAACCCAACUAUCAGACCUAAAAAGAGGCGCUGAAAUAGUAGUCUGCACUCCUGGGAGAAUGAUUGACGUUCUGUGCCUCAGUAACAGUAAAAUUACUAAUCUCAGAAGAGUCACUUAUUUAGUAAUAGAUGAGGCUGACCGUAUGUUUGACAUGGGCUUCGAGCCACAAAUAAGCAAAAUUGUUGAAAAUACCCGCCCUGACCGCCAAACAGUAAUGUUUUCUGCUACUUUUCCUCGGUCAGUGGAAAAGCUUGCCAAACAAAUUUUAGUAAAGCCUGUAGAAAUCGUCGUUGGAGGCAGAAACAAGACUUGUGACACUAUAGACCAGUUUGUAGAGGUCGUCGAAGAGGACGAAAAGUUCAACAGACUGCUAGAAAUCCUUGAAGAAUGGGUUGGAAAUGGGUUUGCAUAAAAAUUUUAUGUGGUAAAAAUCCUAUAAUUUCUAGAAAAAAUAGAUAUAAUGUUUUUUAUACCAGUAGAAAUGGCAGCAUUUUGAUUUUUGUUGAGCGGCAUGACGAAGCUGACGAGCUUUUUAAAGACUUAAUCAAAGAAGGCUAUGAGUGCUUAGUCCUUCAUGGUGGGCAUGAUCAAGUUGACAGAGAUUUCACCAUCUCCGACUUCAAAAAAGGCGAAAAGACUUUAAUGGUAGCUACUUCUUUAGCAGCCCGAGGGCUUGAUAUAAAGCAGCUUAAUCUCGUCAUAAACUACCGAUGUCCAAACCACAUGGAAGACUAUAUCCACAGGAUUGGGAGAACAGGCCGCGCAGGUAAUAAAGGUACAGCGAUUACUUUUAUAACAAAAGAAGAAAAAAAGUAUGCCUGGGAGCUUAUCAAGGUGUUGGAAGCGUCAAAUCAGGACAUUUCUGAAGACUUGCUAGACCUUUCACUAGAAUUUAAACAGAUGGUUGAUUCUGGAGAGGCAAAACCAUAUAGAUCAAGAGGAUUUAGAGGGAAAGGAUUUAAGUUUACUGGGGAAGAGAAGGAAAAAGUCAAAGAAAGCAGAAAAAAAUCGAAAAAAGACUAUGUGUUUAGCGAUAGUGACACUGAUGUGUCAGAUGUGGAGGACUCAAAACCACUUAAAAAGUCUGAAAUGACUAUUGCGGAUUUCAUAAAAGACCCCAAAAUUAAGGCUGCGGCUAUGUCUGCUGCGCAGACUGCAGCUAAGGCUGCAAUAAUGAGUGGAAACUCUCACAAUGCCCUAAACGCAGCUAAAGAAGCUAUAGAAUUAAUUGUCCUGCAAAUGAAAAACCAGCCUACCCCUGAAGAAUCCUUACUUCCUUUCAUUAUGCAAGCUGUCUAAAAUUUAAUAAAAUUAAAUGGGAUUUCUCUUAUAACGAUAUAUAUCAAAAUAUUUUAUAUCCUUUAAUAAGGACUUUACCUGAAAACCAAUCGAAGAGUUAGAAAAUGUCCUUAAAAUCAGAGAUGAAUGGGCUGCCAAAGUGGCAGAAAGCACCGGAAAAGUAUUUGUUGAAUUAGAUAUCAAUGAUUAUCCUUUGUCUGCAAGAACAAGAGUUAUGAGCCGAGACUAUUUGAACACCAUAAACGACCUAACUGGCUGCUCUGUAAGUGUAAGAGGCACUUAUGUCGACCCUAGCAAGAAAACAGGCAUUGGGCAAAGACGAAUCCACCUGUUCAUAGAAGGCCCAAGUAAGCUGCACUGCAAUAACGCUCGCAACGAAAUCAAAAGGUUUUUAGAAGACUUAAGCCCAUCAUUGGCAAUUACUUAUUAA